Molecule: messenger RNA, 2815 nt
Organism: Nymphalis io (European peacock)
Lineage: Eukaryota; Metazoa; Arthropoda; Insecta; Lepidoptera; Nymphalidae
Exons: 3
Coding region: 393-2696 (767 amino acids)
Source: RefSeq, a predicted model, not a curated record
AAUUUGUCUAUAAUGAUUGCUAUUCUCUAUAUCUAAUAUCUAUCAUGUCACCACAAGACUGUCACCAAAUGCCCGUACUGAUAUUAUAGGCGGUUUUCGCUGCCAUGCACAAAUUCAAGAUUUACAGAUCUUGAAAUGCGGUGAUAGUCUUCAGAUCAAACCUGUUCAAACAAUAUAAAAAUUCAAAGCAACCUCUCCUGGAACCCAAAUUCGAAAUUGCAUAGAUAACAAUAUAAAUCGUACGGGCACCACAACACGUCGAAGUUCAAUAACUCGCGUGCGACAUUAUUCUCGGAACAAAACCGAGAUUGGUCUAUGUAUCAGUGAACAGAUAUAUUUUAUUUUUUAAAUAUUUACAGCGUUGGUACGCUAGUUAUAUAGAAUCAUUCAACAUGUCUGAACCGAAAGACUGUGUGGAGGAAAUAUGCAAGGGCGUGUCCGACCUUACGGUUCUAUCGUUCAGGAAACUGGACGACGUCAAACGAUUGGCCAAGCAUUUCCACAACGUCAUCAACCACCCCAUCACUCAGCAGAGCGCUGUCGUUUUGCGUUAUUUGAAGAACUUGGACGAGACACAUCGCAAGAUAUUCCUUAAGAAACGCGAUGGUGUCGAGGUUGAGUAUAUAUUUACGACGGAGAAGAAGAGCAACCUGCAGAGGCAACGUUUCAACAGCUUGCCUAUCAGCGAAGUGCCUGAGAUCCUUAAAACUGAAUUCCUGGUAGCGGAGACGGCGAAACAGAGUCAUAUCUGCACGGAUUGUAAGGUCGAAAUCGAGUUGAAUGAUGACGAACCGCUUAUGGAAUCCCUACAGAAACACUUCAAUCUCGACGUCCAUUUACCCAAGUUGAAAAGGGAGAGCAUCGACGUGGCUGAACCAAUUAUCUUGCCCAAGAUGUCCAGGCGUCUUUCCGCUAUGGAGUGCGGUGAUAACUCUGGGCACAGCAUUGAGCAUAUAAUACAAUUAGUGAAGCCGAUGGAAAAAAUUGAAAAAACAUUCCUCAGCAAGCUGGAAACGUCAUUGAUCAGACACUUGCCGGACAAUUCCGAAGCAAGUAUUGACGCAGCGGUGAAGUUCUAUCAGACAAUCUACGAUAAGCUCUGCAACGAUAUGAUGUCAAUCGAUUUUUCUACUCAGGCGAGUUCCGUCGCUCCAAUAAUAAUGAGCAUUAAGGACAACGUGAACCAGAAUUUUGCUGCUGACGCUAACAAAAACUUCGAAAACGACGAAGGUGAGCAGAACAACGACAGACAACUCAAGAACCAAGUUAAGAAAUAUCGUUUCUACGGACCCAUAGAGAAUUUAAUUGUUAAGCUGUUGAUGAAUCAUAAACUUUUGACUCUUGUUGACGAUCGGACGGGGAAACUCGCUUUCUUCUGCAUGGCGUGCGAAUAUUACACGCUAAGAUUUCGUUACGAUAGCGUAUUGAAUCAUGUGUUCAGUGAAACCCAUAUACACAAUCUCGCUUGCAUUCUGGACUCUGAUGAUAAAAUACCGCAAUUAUCGAGAAACAAAACGACAAUAUUAAAAAAAAUUAAGGACUUCAAUGUGUGUAUAACUAGACAUUUGUUACACGAUUUUGGAAAAACACGUGACUUAACCGAUUAUUGCACGCUAUGCCAGGUUGUACUCGAUACGAAUGAAAAGAUGAUCUUGCAUAUAUUAGAAGAGAAUCAUCUCGCAAGAUUAUCAGAUAAGCUGUAUCGUAAGAUGAAAACGAAGAAUCAAGACGGACCAGUCCCUGAUGAAUGGGGACCGAGGAGCUUGGAUUGGGCAAAGUUUUUGGCAAGCGUCGGGAAACCAUUAAACAAUCGCGACCAUGUUGUGAUAGAAAAUUUCAUAAAACCGUCUGGGAAGAUCGCUAAUUAUUGCACGUGCUGCGACAUGACCUUACGCGGUCCAAGGCAGGUGCUGUUCAAUCACAUACGUCAGAAGAAACAUUUGCGCAACGCGGCACCGCACAAACUAUCCCUAUUGUACAAAAAUCAUUGCCGUCCAGCCGAAUAUUUCGCUAGCUUCGGCAAUUAUUACGUAUGUGCCAUUUGUCCGAAUUAUGUCGCUCUGCCGUCAUUCGCAGCGACUGUUGAACACUUUGAGAGUACAAUGCACAUCGAGACUAUAUCGAAAUUGAUAAAUUCGGCCCUGAAUCCAGAUUAUGAUAAGGAAUUGCUGGAUAUGAACAGAAUUAUCGUUGAAGAUAUCGUUAAGUGCGAACUAUGCGACGUAACUUUCGCUGAUAUCAGCGAAGCAAUAACGCACAUCCUGUCGGACUUCGAACACCAGAAUUCGAUGGUCGAAGCGACAGUCAAAGCGAACAAAGCUGAUAUAAUAAGUAUAUACAUGCAAGGGAAUUAUAUAUUACACAGCGAAGGCGCUACGUUCACUUGCGUUCCAUGUAAAGGGGUUUUUAAUUCAAUCCGAUCCUUGUUAUUCCAUUUGGUAUACGCUGAACAUUUCAAAGAGAGACCGUCAGCGGAAAAUGUCUUCCGUUUUUAUUUAGAGUUGAAGCAUAACGUUAACAUGUUAUCCAGGAAUAAAUACGUGUAUUACGAUUUCGGUAAGCUGAAGUGUGGUGUCUGUGAUUCAGACGUUGACGAUGGCGAGAACGCGAAACGCCACGUUUUGUCGCCGCGUCACCGUGAAAAUAUGGGGGCCAGUUACGUUAAUAUAAAUUUAGAUACAUCUGCUAUGGAAUGAGUUAUGAAUGUACAUCGCCACCCUGCUUCGCUCGGCAUAGAAUUUUAAUCAUGUUAUACCAGUACGGGUGGAGUUAUACUGAGUGAAAUUUUAAUAAAUGAAAUAAUUUUCUAAUUUUA